This is a messenger RNA of Mauremys mutica (yellowpond turtle), 3178 nucleotides long. Its product is annotated as zinc finger protein RFP-like. The record is from RefSeq and is a predicted model, not a curated record. The transcript has 8 exons. Gene Ontology annotation, molecular function: protein binding; zinc ion binding. Lineage: Eukaryota; Metazoa; Chordata; Testudines; Geoemydidae. The coding region runs from base 1841 to 3178 and encodes 445 amino acids.
UUUCAGGACUGGGAAUAUUUGAAAUUCCAUUUCCUGCUUGCUCUGCAUGGAGAGCUCCCCUAGCAACUGCCCAGCUGAGCAGGCCGGCUCCAGACUCCCAACACUCUGCAGCCUGCACUGCACAGGAGGUGGAUCUCCUGGGUCUGGGGAGAAGAGGCUGUGCAGGCCCGGCUCCGAUCCAGCUGUAGAAAUGUGGGUGUCUAUGAGCAGAUGGCUCGGAGCGUGUGGGAGAAGGGCUACAAGAGGCUCCCGCAGCCCUGCCCGGUGAAAGCCACGGAGCUGCGCCAGGCGGCGAGGGAGGGAAGCAGUCGCUCUGAUGCCGCUUUUACAAGGAGCUGCACGUUAUCCUCUGCGGUGAUGCCAUGCCACCCCCAAGCCCCAUGGAUACUGGAGGGGUUGGACUCAUGGGCCACCACAGGCAACACUGAGGAUGAGAAUGGGAGACAGGCAAGCAGAGGAUCGAUUGUCAGAUUCAGGGCUUAUAUUCAGCUGGAGCUGUCUGGACAGAGCUCUGGUAAAUAUUUGCUGCUUGGGCCACAGCCUGUCUCCAUGCGCAUUCCCACACCUUGCCCUCUCUGUCUACUUCCCUUUCUAUUAACCAUGCUAAAUUAAGGGGCUUUCCAUGGGUAGUGGAUAGAGAUUUAAGGUCUGAAUUCUUAGUGGCACAGUCUUGCCAAUCCCAAACUUUUAAAAAUCAUGAGUCAGGACCCCCACAAUGAUGUGAUGCCUUUUGUGAGAGAUAAAAAUAAUAAUAAAUGCUGAGUUCUUUCAAUUUGCCUUCUGGUUUCUCAGACCUUUAGGCUACACUCAGAUCACAUUUAUAAGUUUUUCUCUGCACCCAAGAGAGCUAGAAACUUCCUUUGUUAGGAAAGGAAAGCCAAGAGUCUCACCUCAUCCCAUGCUUCCAGGAGCUGGGGUUUUAACAAACGCACCAAAUAUCAUCAGGCUCAUUAUAAUAUCAUGACUGUUGGUGAUACUGCGGCCCCUUUACACUGAGCCACAGCAGCGUUAGUGUACAUGAGAAUCAGGCCUUUGAAACAUCGAUUCCAGCUAAACCAAGUUUUUGGCCGUGAAUUUAAAAUGACUCGAUUUGGAAGGAUUAGAUUAUAUCAAUAGGUGUCUUUAAUCGUUGAUUUCACUUUGUACACACAAACUGAUGAAAAAAUAUUUCCAUUGAUAACUUAAAUUUACAAAUAGGCACAGUAAGAAAAAUGCGGCAUGAGAACUUCUUAGAGUUUGAUUGAAGGAUGUUUUCUUGGUAUAUGUUGAAAUGUGGUGCUGACAAUUUGUGUUUUAAUGGUUACAAAGUUUGAACUUUUUGAAUCUCAGUAUUGACUGUCAUUAAAUAAUUAUUGCACGACCAAAAUAUUCUCUGACCCCCCCUAUAAAUUCCCACAGCUGUGAACAUUUAAAUUGAUCAAAACUGUGCAACUGUGAAAGUUGAAAUAGAUAAAUAUAAAAAAUAUUUAAUAAAUUUUAUCUGUCAAAAUUUUAUAUUAAAUAAAAUGAACUCUGCCCAAGCCUAAAUAUCACUCCUCAGACACACAGUUCUGCAAGCUCAUCAGGACGGGGGAUGGAUUCUGAUGUCCUCCAUGGGAAGCCCCAGUGACCCUCCACACCAGCACAGGGGGCUGAUUGCAGGACCAGAGCCCUAGUAGGGUACAUUUUUCAUGAAAGCCUCCAGGGGGGUAAUGUUUACCAAUUGGAAGUUGGCUCUUUCCAAUUCAGUAAACAGAGUGAGUCAGUUCCAGGAAGGGAAACACCCCCUUGCUGCUGCAGGUGGGGCAUAGUGUGAACUCAGGAAAUUGAAACUUACCUGUUACACUGCCCAGAGGGAGCCAUGGCUGCAGAGAACCCCGUGGAAAGUCUCCAGGAGGAAGCUACAUGUCCCGUCUGUCUGGAGUAUUUCACAAAACCUGUCACUCUGGAGUGUGGGCACAAUUUCUGCCGAGCCUGCAUCGCCCAGUGCUGGGAGGGAUCCGAUACAGCCGCCUCCUGCCCUCAGUGCAGAGAAACUGUGCAACAGAGAAACCUCAGGCCCAACAGGCAGCUGGCAAAUGUUGUAGAAAUAGCCAAACGGCUGAGUUUACAGGCAGCAAAGGGAAGAGAAGGGGAAGGGGUGUGUGAGAGACACCAGGAGGCUCUGAAACUGUUCUGUGAAGAGGAUCAAGCCCCCAUCUGUAUGAUCUGCCGAGAGUCCCAGGCUCACAGAGCUCACACGGUGGUUCCCAUAGAGGAGGCUGUCCAGGAGUACAAGGAAAAAAUCCAGGCCCAUUUGAAAACUCUGAGGGAAGAGCAAAAAAAGCUGCUGGGAUUUAAAGUGUCUGGAGCGGGGAAAAGCCGGGAGCAUCUGAGGCAAAUACAAACCGAGAGGCAAAAGAUUGUGUCUGAAUUUCAGCAACUACGGCAGUUCCUGGAGGAACAAGAGCGACUCCUGCUGGCCCAGCUGGAGAUGCUGGACAAGGAGAUUGUGAGGAUCCAGAAUGAAAAUUUCAGUGAACGCUCAGAGAUUUCCCGUCUGAAUGAGCUGAUCAGUGAGCUGGAGGGGAAGUGUCAGAAGCCAGCGAGUGAAUUCCUGCAGGACGUCAGAAGCACCUUGAGCAGGUGUGAGAAGUGGAAGUUCCAGCAGGCAGAGGAGAUUUCUGCUGAACUGGAAGAACGAGUCCGUGGUUUCUCCCAGAAAACGAUUGUGCUAAUGGAGGCUCUGAGGAAGUUCAAAGACACUCUGCCGUCUGCACUGGAGGGAACAAGAGGGAAAUACCUACGAGGACACAGACAGGCGAAUGUGACUCUGGAUCCAGACACGGCUCAUCCCAAUCUCGUCCUGUCUGAGGAUUGGAAAAGUGUGAGAUGGGGAGACACACGGCAGCAUCUGCCUGACAACCCUGAGAGAUUUGACACUGAGCCCUGGGUACUGGGCUGUGAGGGAUUCACCUCUGGGAGACCUUGCUGGGAGGUGGAGGUAGGGGCUGGGCGAUACUGGGCUGUCGGGGUCGCCAGAGAGUCUGUGGGGAGGAAGGGACGGAUCAGCCUUAGCCCUGAGGGGGGGAUCUGGGCUGUGGAGCAGUGGCUGGGUCAGUUCCGGGCUCUCAGCUCCCCUGUGACCCUCCUGCCCCUGACCAUCGAUCGGUCGGACGGCCGUGUCUCCCCUGAUUUAUUUCCUGACAUCUCAGAGUAA